This is a messenger RNA of Phytophthora sojae, 1840 nucleotides long. RefSeq lists its product as hypothetical. The transcript is spliced from 5 exons. Gene Ontology annotation, cellular component: nucleus. NCBI's taxonomy places the organism in Eukaryota, Oomycota, Peronosporomycetes, Peronosporales, Peronosporaceae. The record is from RefSeq and is a predicted model, not a curated record. Gene Ontology annotation, biological process: regulation of DNA-templated transcription. Gene Ontology annotation, molecular function: DNA-binding transcription factor activity, RNA polymerase II-specific; RNA polymerase II cis-regulatory region sequence-specific DNA binding. Bases 87 to 1583 code for a protein of 498 amino acids.
ACUCCGUCUGCCGCCACGAACAGGGGCCGCUCGAGCCUCGUACCCAGCGGACAGACAGACAGACAGCUCUCUACAUACAACACACAAUGGCGGAACCAGGAGUCAAGCGCGAGCGCGAGGCGGCGGACGACGCGCUGCGAUCGUUCCACGAGGUGCCGAGCGACGCGCAGAAGCCGCGCGAGGACGAGAAGGGCAAGCGCUGGACGCCCGACCAGGACGACGCGCUGCGCAAGGCCGUGGAGGAGUUCGGCCAGCGCAACUGGAAGGCCAUCGCCUCGCGCGUGGACGGCCGCAACCACGCGCAGUGUCUGCAGCGCUGGAACAAGGUGCUCAAGCCCGGGCUGGUCAAGGGCCACUGGUCCUUCGAGGAGGACAGCACGCUCGAGCAGAUGGUGCUGCAGGGCUGCCACUCGUGGGGAGAAGUGGCCGCGCACAUCCCUGGCAGAACAGCGAAGCAGUGCCGUGAACGAUGGAGAAACCACCUGGACCCGAGCAUCAACAAAUCCCCUUUCACGCCGGAAGAAGACACGAUUAUCCAGGAAGGGUUCGAAAAGAUGGGAAACCGAUGGACGCAGAUCGCAGAGUUGCUACCCGGCCGCACGGAAGACGCGGUGAAGUUGCGAUGGAAGGCGCUCAACCCGAACCAGAAGGUAAGGGCGAAACCGGGUCGUCCGAAGCUCAUGCCCGGUAUGACAGUGAACAAGCAGCGGUCGACAGCACCUCCGACUCCUGAUGACGUCGCAGCGACGCUGAUGAAUGGUCCUAUUACGAUGCCCGAGAUGCCGACGUACAGUAAUGCGUAUCCUGCCCCGAUGCCGUACCAACCCAACAGCACACCAAUCACCCCAAUGCCGAUGCCGCCUCUUCACCCUCCGCAAAUGGCAAUGCCUCACCCUGACGAGCCAUUGCCCACGACACAUGUACCAAUGCCGAACCAGUACCCUGAGCCCAUUGUGGAGCCGCUGAGCGAUGAAGUGAAGGCGGAGGAUGAGAUGAACGACGCUGCAAUUCUCAAGGAGCUGCUUCGCAGUCACUCAAACAGUUUGCUGAGCUUUGGCAGUGCGCGGGGCUUGAGCUCAUUCACGGACAUGUCACCAGAAGAUCUUCUUGCAAGUGGCGAGCUGGAUGAAAUGUUCCGCGCGACGGUCUCAAUAUCCAAGGACAGAGGCGAGAGGGGUCGGCUGUCUAGCACGAGCAGCAUGAUGGACAGUUUAACCAGCUCGUUCAAGAACCCAGAGACAUUGCAGAAGGCAGUACAAAACCUGGAUCACGAGGACAAGCACCUGUUCCAGGGACUAAUUGAUAGUUGGCGUGCACAGAAGCCGACUGGUGGCGAUGCUGUGAUCCAGGAGGAGGACCGCAUUGCCAGCUUGCCGGUGGACCCGAACGCGUACUCACAGCACAACUUCGAGACCAGCAGCAGCCGCAACUUGACGCACUCGCUCGACUUUGAGCAGGUGCGCUCCCAGCCGCGACGGAACUCGAACGGAAUUUCGUACGAGCUGGGCAACAUCUCGAACGACAUUGACGACCUGCUGGACUCGGAUCUCAUGCGCCCGAUUCGGAAGGGCAAGAUGUAUUAGUAAGCAGCGAGCAUACUGCACGGUGUUGACGCUGGUGAAGCAGUAACUUGAAGCGAGGGCGGACCAAGUGCUUGUGCGGCUCGUGCGAAUGAAGUGGGGGCCGUCGACGUCUUUAUUUUCAUUUUAUAAGCUGAGUAGGACGACACAGGACACAAGCCAAGAGAAUGGAGAGCGCGCCGCUGCUAAUUCGGAGCAGGCGGUAGAUUCGUGUUGUUGGAGAAAUAAAUCAAUCGGCGUUCAGAGGUUGGCCGGAGCUU